Caenorhabditis elegans is the source of this 1853-nucleotide messenger RNA. RefSeq names its product GPR180/TMEM145 transmembrane domain-containing protein (gene T04F8.2). Bases 13 to 1521 code for a protein of 502 amino acids. The record is from RefSeq and is marked reviewed. Gene Ontology annotation, biological process: G protein-coupled receptor signaling pathway; response to pheromone. The transcript has 12 exons. Lineage: Eukaryota; Metazoa; Nematoda; Chromadorea; Rhabditida; Rhabditidae.
AAUGUCAUAGCUAUGAUGAGAAUAUGGAUACGUUUUCUACUGCUUUUCCAUUUAGGCGGGCUUGUAGUCCAUUGUGCUCAUAUACAAGGUUCAUGGAAUCCAUCAGAACAGAAGGUUGUGGUUGUCACCAAGUUUGGGUAUCAGCAGACAAAAGCGAAAAACGAAAAGGACUCCCGUGGAUUUCUGUACGGGAAUUUUUUACCGCAAGCAACAUAUAACUAUUCCAAUCCCGUCCUCUUUGCAAUUGUCUCGUCGGAAAAUAUCAACAUCUUCAGGAAACCGUCGGCUGAUUAUGGAAUGUCAUGUGGAUCGAUGCUAAGGAACUUAACAACAAAAGGAUUCGAGCCACGAUGUUAUCCCAAUGGAACAAGUGACGUCUUUCGAUGGAUUCCAUGCCCGGAUGGACAUUUAUGCAAAGGAGAAGACAACUCUGCCAACGUUAUUCCGGGUUACCAGAUGACUAUGCAAAUUCAAGAAAAAUAUAAUCCUGAGCAUUGGUUUGUGCUCCUCAUUGCUUGCAACUUGGAUUCGAACUGUGAAUGGAAGGACUCUUCUCCAGAUGUUUCAAUAAAAUAUGACAUCUGGCUCACUAAUGGACGACCAAAUAGUGAAGCCGUCAGUUUUUUCACGUUCAACUUUUCUUUCGAUGAGCAGAACACGGUUCAAUUAUUUCUUUUGACUGUUGUCGCUUACGCAAUUUUGUCUAUUAUUCAAUCAGGGGCAAAUUUCAAAAAUCGACAAAUGCCACCCAGAAGUGUAAUUCUUUCUCGUAUUAUUACUAUGAAGUUAAUUGGAUACAGUUUACAAUGUUUCAAUGUAUUGCUGUUUGCCUACGACGGGCAAGGUUUUUUCAUUGCAAGGAUUGCAGGAGAAGUUUUACGGAACACUUCUGUCCAAGUGCACUGUUUGCUGCUGAUCAUGUUAGCCAAAGGGUGGGAUAUUUCGUACCCUGGAACAGAAUACCCGAAACGAUGUGUCAUCAUGUGGGGAGUUCUAGCUGGAUUAGACACCGUUUUGUUUUUCUAUAAUUGUACAUUUGUUUACGAUGUUCUUCACGACGUGGACAUUUAUUCGGCGUGGCCUGGCCAUGGAAUGAUUCUUAUAAGAAUAAUCUAUGCUAUUUGGUUUCUAAUCGAGAUUCGAAAAUUGAUUGAUAGUGAGCAAAGUCGGCAGAAAGCCGAAUUUUUAGCUCACUUUGGUGCUGGUUUCCUUGUAUGGUUUGUGUCAUUGCCAAUGAUUGGAAUCGUCGCAUCUUUUGUAUCGCAGCUAUGGAGGUUUUCGCUUAUUCUUGCACUAACAACAUUUUCAAAUUUUGUGGCUUUGUCAUGCCUUGUUCAUCAGUUUUGGCCGAAAUCUUCGUACAGAAAGUUUUUUGCAGACUAUACAAACGGCCAUCGGAGGUUGGGACGAGAUGACUCACACGAGUUCAACGACUACGACAACUUUCUUUUUUACGCUGAAGAUUCCGAUUCCGAAACCGAUUAUCCAGAAUGUGAAGACGUGAUACGAACUCAGAUCUAGCAAAUUGUCAUAAUAUCAUCAUUUUCUUCAAAACUAGGACUUUUCCUUUUUCCACUUUUCUUGUAUAUUUUGCUUCCCUGUCAGCCAUGUAUCUGAUAACAUAUCCAGUUUGCACCUAAUUUCAGUGACUAAUUUGAACAAAUGUUUGGUAGUUACGACUAUCAAUAAUUAUUCGCUUUGCAAUUUUAAAGGAUAGAGUGAUUGUUAUUAUGUCUAUUUUCUUUUUUCUUCUGAGAUUUAAUUUUUAACUUGAUACCCCUGUGCCCGACGGGAUUACGAAAAACAAACGCAUGCCAUUUAAACAAUUUUCAACAAUAAAUGUCACUUCAAUA